AUGAAUAAUGACAUUUGUAUGUUUGGAUUGACAAAAUCUGGAAAAACAUCAAUGAUUAGAGUCAUAUUUCAAAAGUUAGAAAUAUUCAGAACAUUUCAAUUAGACCCUACAAAUAGGAUGGAAUCAGUUACAGUCAAUUUAGGAUCUCACAUUCAUUUUAAGAUUUAUGAGUUUUCUGGACAUUAUGAUUUAAAUGAUUCAUAACCACCUGAAAUUGCAGCUAUGGAAACUUGUAGUCUGAUGAUAUAUGUUAUUGAUUCUUAAGUAAUAUCAUAUUCUUUAUAUACUUCUAUAGGCAGAACCAUUUAAUGAGGCUGUAUAAUAUUUAAGAUAAGCCAUUCAAACUGUAAAAUAAAGAUCCCCUCAUUGUGAAUGUCAUUGUUUUAUUCACAAAGUGGAUCCUGACAUUGAAGAUAACAAAAAGAAUGGUAAUUAUGAUUAAUGAUUUUAAGAAUUACUAUAAUAAAUUUAAAAGGACAUAUCAGAUGAAUUGUCUAAGAAUAGCAUGAAUUACAUUAAGGUUGACUUUCAUGUAACAUCUAUAUUUGAUCAUUCAUAUUUGGAACAUUUUAGUAAAGUAAUUUAAAGAAUAUUACCAUACUCUUAAUCAAUAUAAACAUUAUUGGAUUCAUUCAAUUUAUCAUGUAAGAUUGAAAAGUCCUUUUUAUUUGAAAUCUACUCAAAAUUAUAUUUGGCUAGUGAUUCCUAACAUUUUCAUAGUACAAAUUUUUAGUUGUGUUCUGAAAUGAUUGAUGUAUUUAUAGAUGUUACAUGUAUAUAUGGAAAGUUAGAUGAUGCUGGACAAAGUUAAAUAAAAUUAUCAGAUGGAUCAAUACUAAUAUAUUAGACAGUUAAUGAGUAAUUUUAUAAGUAUAUAAUUUUAGAGGAAUAUCUUUAAUAAGUAUUAUGAAAUCUGAAAAUCUUGAAAGACCAUUUUUAUUGGAAUAUAAUAUAAAUUAAUUCAGACAAGGUUUAGCAUAAAUAUUUAAAAUUAAAUGA
Molecule: messenger RNA, 999 nt
Organism: Paramecium primaurelia
Lineage: Eukaryota; Ciliophora; Oligohymenophorea; Peniculida; Parameciidae
Source: the annotation of a GenBank genome assembly